This is a messenger RNA of Aedes albopictus (Asian tiger mosquito), 1783 nucleotides long. RefSeq names its product myrosinase 1. Lineage: Eukaryota; Metazoa; Arthropoda; Insecta; Diptera; Culicidae. Gene Ontology annotation, biological process: carbohydrate metabolic process. The record is from RefSeq and is a predicted model, not a curated record. Gene Ontology annotation, molecular function: beta-glucosidase activity. The transcript is spliced from 5 exons. The coding region runs from base 90 to 1691 and encodes 533 amino acids.
GAUGAUGCGGCUCUCCAGCGAACUACUCACUUGUAGAUUACGAGAGGCAGUAGUACAUCUGUCAGCAGCAGCGUCAGUACAGUAUCGCCAUGACGCUACUGCUUCUCACUAGUUUGCUCGUUGGAGUGAUAUAUGGCUCAGUAGCGGCGAAUGAUCGUGCUUUUCCAUCGAACUUCAAGUUCGGAGUGGGCACAUCAGCAUACCAGAUUGAGGGUGGUUGGAACGAGGAUGGCAAAGGAGAAUCGAUUUGGGACCACUUCACCCAUCAUCGGCCGGAGAUGAUUUUGGAUCGAGAAACCGGUGAUGUGGCGUGCGAUAGCUAUCAUCUGUGGCAGAGAGAUGUAGAGAUGGUGAAAGAGUUGGGCGUGGACGUGUAUCGCUUCUCGAUUGCCUGGAGUCGCAUUAUGCCGGACGGGAUAAGCAACAAUGUCAACCCCAAGGGGAUCGAGUAUUACAACAACCUUAUCGAUGGGUUGCUGGAAAGUGGCAUUGAGCCGGUAGUUACAUUGUAUCACUUUGAUUUGCCACAGCGAUUGCACGAGCUGGGAGGAUGGAUGACGGCUGAGAUUGUGCAGUAUUUUGAAGAGUAUGCACGAGUGGCUUUUGAGAAUUUUGGAGACAGAGUUAAGAUGUGGACAACAUUCAAUGAACCAUGGCACAUAUGCGAGAACUCGUACGGUAGAGAUGGACUUGCGCCAGCUGUGAAUAUCCCAGGCAUAGCGAACUAUAUUUGUGGCCAUAAUCUACUAAAGGCACACGCUGAGGCAGUCCAUUUGUAUCGGAACGAGUUUCAGGAGCAGCAGAAUGGUUUGAUUGGAAUAUCUUUGGAUGCUCGGUGGUACGAACCUGAAACGAAGUCGUCUGACGAUCUUGAGGCAUCCGAUUGGGCUCUGCAGUUUCAUCUAGGGUGGUUUUCUCAUCCAAUAUACUCAACCGAAGGGGACUACCCUCAAAUUCUUAAGGAUCGCGUUGCAAAUCUGAGUCUGGAGCAAGGUUUCUCCAAAUCUAGACUUCCAGUAUUUACUACGGAUGAAAUUCAACGGAUAAAAGGAACUGCAGACUACUUCGGCUUGAACACGUACACUUCAAGGCUAGCGUCAAAGAAUGGCCUUGAUAAUCCUGCCAACUUCCUCGUACCCUCCAAUGAACAUGAUACGGGGGUGUUCUUGUCUGUGGAUCCAAGCUGGACUACAGCUUAUGUCCCGUGGUUGAGUAUCGUUCCCAAUGGCUUGCGGAAUCUGUUGGUGUGGGUAAAGGAACAGUACAAUAAUCCCCCGAUGUGGGUAACAGAAAAUGGCAUCGGGACAGUUGCUGGGACUGUGGAUCCACAGCGAGUUGAUUACUACAACGGAUACCUGAAUGCUGUUUUGGAUGCCUUGGAAGAAGGAUGUGACGUACGUGGGUACAUUGCGUGGAGUUUGAUGGAUAACUUUGAGUGGCGAUCUGGAUUUACAUAUAAAUUCGGCCUGUACUACGUGGACUUCAAAAGCAAAAAUCGUACACGGUAUGCCAAAAUGUCAGCCAAGGUGUACAAACGAAUCGUGGAGACUCGGAAGAUUGACGAAACCUACCAACCCGAACCGGAUGUGAUCAUCCUGGCGUCCGAUGGGAACAGAAGCUUCGAUUGGCUAACAGUCACCGUAGCAGCUAUCGUGAUGUAUAUGAUAAGAAAGGUGUUGACUUUUGACUAAGUUGGGGCUAAGUUGGAAACCAUCUAUGUAAAUUCAAAGGGCACAAGUCUUAGACACAAUGAUAAAUUCAGCAGAUUGCUUAAUUGUCCAGC